Vigna radiata var. radiata (mung bean) is the source of this 3111-nucleotide messenger RNA. RefSeq names its product protein TRM32. Lineage: Eukaryota; Viridiplantae; Streptophyta; Magnoliopsida; Fabales; Fabaceae. The record is from RefSeq and is a predicted model, not a curated record. The transcript is spliced from 5 exons. Bases 387 to 2693 code for a protein of 768 amino acids.
CAUAGUCAGAGAGAGAUAGCAUAAGAGGAGACCAGUUUUGCGCGAAUUCAGUUCCUCUCCAAACAUCACUUCCAUUUCAUUUCUUAACAACCUUUCUCUGUUCUGCUCCUUCUACUUCGUUUUUUCCUAAGUUUUUCAGCAGCCACCCACCAUAAUAAUAAUAAUAACCUAUUCAUACAAAGUUGACUUGUACUUUAGUUGUCUUUCUUUCCUCUUUUAUGCUUCUGCCACCUUAUUCUGAUCAAACUGCUUCACACCUUUUUGCGCCGUCCUUAUUCUCUAAUUCUGCCAACUCUCCUUUUCUUCACCUGUUAGAGGUUCCGCGAAACAGGGGCCUGGUGAGUGGAUUCAAAAACUAGAGAACAAGACUACCCUGAUAAGCAGUAAUGGGAAAGGACCUGAUUUCUUCCGACCAGACCGCUAUUCAAAUUCAGGACAAUAAUCCAGGAUGCAUGUGGGGCAUGCUUAAAAUUCUUGAUUACCAUCGUUGGCGCGUAAAAAAGGUGUUUCCCCACAAAAGGAGAAGACAUGCCACAUAUAAGAGAAAAACCAUUUUGUAUAACCAACUUGAUGACCAACAAGAUGGAGUUACAGAAUGGGAGCCCCUCCUGGUCAGACAAGAAAGCGAAAAACUGCAUGCUGCAGGCAAAAGUUCUCCCAGAUACAACCAAAAGGAAACACGAACUGGAAAAGAGUUUAAGAAAGAAUACUCCAAAGGCAGUGAUACCAUGGACUACUCGAGGAAAAACCAGGCCAGUAAGGAGUAUGGACUUCAUCUGGAAAAAAAUGGCAAGACAACAGAAGCUUACCUUAACCAUAAGCCUACGGAAAUAAACAAGCAUAAUGGCGACAUUUCCUAUAAAUUUGAGAAACAUUCUGAUGUUUUUGAGUUUCUUAGGGUGGAGAAGGAUUUAUUACUCAAAUUUCUGCGAGACAUGGACUUCAGUGGGAAAAAAUUCCAUCAACCUUCCCAAACCAAAGCAAGAUUGACAAAAUGUGGGUCAUUUCCUUUAGCCUCAACUUCACAGAUGAGGAACAUUAGCUCUAGGUCGUUAAAACACAAGCAAAACGAAAUUUAUCCAAAGGGAGAAAAACUGUUUGAUGUUACCCAGGAAUCAAACAUGUCAAUGUCCAGUUUUGUGAAAGAUAUUUCUUAUGAGAAGCCACGAACUUUGGUGAGUGAUCUUGGUGUUGAUAGUGCCAUGAAACAAAAAGCAAUUAUUUCUUCAAGGUCUUCUCAUGAAUCAAAUCACAGAGGGUGGAAUCAGUUGGUUCUUCAUCAAUUCAAAGCUAUAAAGCAGAAGAUAAAACAUGCUCUUGUGGAAUUCAGAAAAAGUGGUAAGCAAACUUCUGCUGAAGCUAUCCAACACAGAGCUUCGCCUGAAUAUAGCAUCAUCAAUAAUGAGGAAGAGAUCUCGCAAAGUUUACAAGAUGGCGUGGUUCAAGUAUACAAAAGGAGCAAAAGCUCAAAUGAAACUAAAGCUUCUGAUUAUGAUUCCAACAGACAUGAUGCCCGGCUCAUGCGGAGAACAUCUUCUCUAAAUGAAUCAUUGGAUAGAUAUACUCAGUUGUUCGAGAAAAGCUUCAGCAAAGAAGCUAAGUGGCAAAGCUCAAAGUCUAAAAGCUUAAAAUUGACACACGAGGAUAGGAUCCACAAGAGUGCACAUGUUCCUAACUUUUCAAGAAGUAAUUUCUCUAUGCCUAAUCUCGAGACUUUAGGCUUCCUUGUACAAGAGGUACUUUUUGAUACAAAUGAUGUAGGGAAUACCGAGGAAACUUAUGAUCGUGUUCAUAGAAAAUCAGUGAGUCUUCCUUUGAAGAUGGAUAAAUCACUUGAUAAUUUUAAAGAGGUUGAAAUUGUGGAAACAGAUAAGAUUUUGGAGAAAAUUGAUGAAGUUACCUGUGACCAAAAGGAGGACAUGGAUGAGGCAGCAGUGGGGGAUGAAAGUUUUACACAAGAAAUAGAGGAAAUGAGUAAUAUGACUGCCUAUCUUAGCAAGGAGGUGAUGCCAACUCUUGAAACUGCCUGCGAGGACAAUAUAACCAGCCACAAAGAAGGCACAGAAUUGUAUACCCAAGUCUCUACAUUGGAGGAAUUGGAAGCUGAUUUAUCAGAUAAAGGAAGUGUAUGGCCAGACUCUUCAUCCAACAGAAAUGCAAGUGGAAUAACAGCUGAAGAUACAGAUUACCCUUCCAAUUUCAAAUAUUUAAAAAAUGUUCUUGAAUUUUCGGGAUUCUUGGGAAAUGAGCACAGUCAGAUGCGAUACACAAUAGACCAGCCACUGAAGCCCUCCUUGUUCAAAGAUUUGGAAGCAAGUUUGCUGCAUGAAAUAGAAGCCUCUGAAGAAGAGACAACCAACCAUUAUGAUCACCAACUCAUUUUUAACUUAGUGAACGAGGUGCUGCUCGAAAUUUAUGGAAGGUCACCAACUUACUUUCCAAGACCAUUCUCCUUCAACCCCCGCCUCCAGCCAAUGCCUAAAGGGAACUAUCUUCUGAAUGAAGUGUGGACUAGUGUUAAUUCAUACCUGACCUUGAGACCUGAGCUAGAUCAGACAUUAGAUGAUGUUGUGGGUCGAGAUUUGGCAAAAGGAAGAGGGUGGAUGAUCCUUCAAGAGGAAGAGGAGUACGUAGCACUUGAACUAGAAGAGAUGAUAAUGGAUGAUUUGUUUGAUGAAUUUAUCUUCUCAUGAAGUCUGCUUGAUCAUGGUUCUGCUCAGGAAAUUCUGCUAGCUGAUCCAGAAGUUAAGCAACUUGGACUGUAUUGAUCGUAGAAGGUGAAGAUGAAGAGGACAAAAGGGACAGCCAUAGAUUCCUGUGCAUUUCAGCUCCAUGUCGAUUUUUUCAUGCGAAUAAGAUUCAUAUGUAUAUUAACUUAUAAAUAAGGUUGUCUGGUAUAUGUCAUGUAAAGUUCCUCGUGGAUUUUGGUCAUUGGCGUGAUUGAUUAUCUUGUAAAUAACAUAUGAGUGACGUGUUUUUGCUUACACCUUGUACUGGGUUAGUGUAGACAGCACUUGAUGAAAAUUCAAUUUCUAGAGACCAACACAGCGUUUCCUGCACUUAUAAUGUUGUGCUUAGUUUAUACUUGCUCUACAGUUUUGCUAAUAAUAG